Rhagoletis pomonella (apple maggot) is the source of this 675-nucleotide messenger RNA. RefSeq names its product homeobox protein abdominal-A-like. NCBI's taxonomy places the organism in Eukaryota, Metazoa, Arthropoda, Insecta, Diptera, Tephritidae. Gene Ontology annotation, cellular component: nucleus. Gene Ontology annotation, biological process: regulation of transcription by RNA polymerase II; anterior/posterior pattern specification. The record is from RefSeq and is a predicted model, not a curated record. Bases 1 to 675 code for a protein of 224 amino acids. Gene Ontology annotation, molecular function: DNA-binding transcription factor activity, RNA polymerase II-specific; RNA polymerase II cis-regulatory region sequence-specific DNA binding. The transcript has 4 exons.
AUGGACGUAAAACACUACAAUACAGUGCGACUGCAACAAAAUCGUACUGUAAAUGCCAACGGUGAGACGAAACGACAACGGACCUCAUACACCCGCUACCAGACGUUAGAAUUAGAGAAAGAAUUCCAUUUUAAUCGUUACCUGACCCGCCGAAGACGCAUCGAAAUUGCGCACGCACUCUGCCUCACCGAACGACAGAUCAAAAUCUGGUUCCAAAAUCGACGAAUGAAAUGGAAAAAGGAGCACAAAAUGGCUUCCAUGAAUAUCAGACUCAAUCAGUUGUAUCAGGAACCAUAUCAGGCGGCGGCAGCGGCUAGUGUAGCAGCUGGCGGCUAUCAGACACAGAACGCACAAGACGCCGGCAUGCCGCUGGGCGGUGGUGCCGGUGUAGGUGUUGGUGUGGGAGUCGGUGCGGGCGGCGGAAAUUCGCUGGAACAUCAACAGCAAUUGCAACACCAACAGGAGCAUCAGCUACAUCUACAACAAGAACAAUACCAACAACCACAACAUCUACAACAACACCUGCCAAACCAUCAAAGCCAUCUUGGUUUCCAGUUAGAACGUAUUUCGGAGUUGCCACUCUGUCAAGAGAAGGAUUUGUGUGAAGACACAGAGUCGACUGAACUGGAGCUCAAGAAUGAAAUCGUUAGUGGUUGUAACAUGUUUUGUUGCUGA